GAACCACUCAAGUCUUCAUUCUGUGAUUCAGACAGUAAGGUGAAUGAAGCAUAUUUAGAUCUGAUUACCUCAUCUAAGAAGACUUUGGAUUCUCUACUGGAAUUACUGGAGGCAUUACUUGAGAAGAAUCCAUCCAUUGCUCAAGCUGCAGAUGGUAACUCCGGCCAACCUCCCAAGCAUUCAGAAGUUUCUAGGAGCUCAAAUGGAGAAGAUGAUGAAGAAUGGUCACAAAUAUCUGAAAUGCACUCAAGCUCAUUUUAGAAACAAAUCGAUAGAUAAAUGGCAGAGGAAGUCCCAGGUGACAACUGGUGCUGCUGCUUUUAAAAGCAAAUUACAUGCCUUCAAUAAGAAUAUUAGUGAGCAAGUUGCUGCUUAUAUGUGGGAUCCAAGUAGAGUGAUAAAGGGAAUGCAGCAGAGCAGGUCGACUGUUGCUAUAUUUGGGAUUGUUCCAGAUGCACAGAGCAAUACCAAGGAACAGGACACAAAAGUGGAUGGUGACCCCGAGCUUCUGGAUGACUCUGAAUUUUACCAGCAGCUACUGAAAGAAUUUUUUGAGACAUUUGACCCAGCAUCAUCUGAGUCUACCUUUUAUGCUCUCAAGAGAAUGCAAACUAAGAAAAGGAAGAUUGUUGAUCGACGUGCCUCAAAGUGUCGCAAGAUCAGGUAUAAUGUACAUGAAAAGAUUGUCAAUUUCAUGGCGCCUCAGCCCGUGCAGGUUCCUCCCAUGGCCCCCAAGUUAUUUGAAAAUUUGUUCGGCCUCAAAACCCAGAAAACCGUCUCUGUGGUGUAGCACAACCUGAUGAUAAUAGGGCUUCGAAUUUUUGUGAUCUUACUUGAUAUAAUUGCUCAUUGAUGUGAUGUAUCCAAUUUUGUUUUGUUAUGUUUUUUUCACUGCCACAUGUCGAAUGUUUUUUUAUUAGGAUGCUUUUUUGGUUCAGUAUUUUUUGUUUUCAUGUAGACCCAACAUCUGAUAGGUACAUUGUGGGAAUAAACAGUGAAAAUUAAUCAGAAAUAAAUAUAAAUAUUUUUUUUCUGUACAAA
Camellia sinensis is the source of this 1041-nucleotide messenger RNA. The record is from RefSeq and is a predicted model, not a curated record. NCBI's taxonomy places the organism in Eukaryota, Viridiplantae, Streptophyta, Magnoliopsida, Ericales, Theaceae.